Messenger RNA from Clarias gariepinus (North African catfish), 1461 nucleotides. It is a transcript of the gene mecr, whose product is annotated as mitochondrial trans-2-enoyl-CoA reductase. Gene Ontology annotation, cellular component: mitochondrion. Gene Ontology annotation, molecular function: trans-2-enoyl-CoA reductase (NADPH) activity. Gene Ontology annotation, biological process: fatty acid metabolic process. The transcript has 10 exons. The coding region runs from base 152 to 1321 and encodes 389 amino acids. The record is from RefSeq and is a predicted model, not a curated record. Lineage: Eukaryota; Metazoa; Chordata; Actinopteri; Siluriformes; Clariidae.
GAAAAAGGCGAAAACCCGGGUCUUAGAAUUGCGUAACAGCACGGCUGCUUACUGUACAACAUUUCGAGUUGUGUAUUGUCAGAUUAGACUGCGGACAAUAUGCUUAGAUGCAAAGAGCGCAAAUGUUGUAGUUAGGAACCCCUGCGAUAAGAUGGACGUGUGGCGUCUUGCGCGGGUUUUGUCCUGCAGGUUGUCGCCUCGCAGUUCGGCGUGUGGAGGAGCUUUAAUAACUGCAUCGCGUAUUCAGUCCUGUGGUCCGACUGUGCGGCGGGGAAAUGUUUCACUGUCUUACUUUUCAACAAGGCCAAAAGUCACCGACAGCACUGCGCUAGUGUACAGGAGUCACGGGGAUCCUUCACAAGUCGUUCAGUUGGAGACUCUCAGACUUCCUGCACUGGAAGCUAAAAGUGCCCUUGUGAAAAUGCUUGCAGCUCCCAUCAAUCCCUCAGAUAUAAAUAUGAUCCAAGGAACCUAUGCCAUAUUACCAGACCUUCCAGCUGUGGGUGGCAAUGAGGGAGUGGGUCAGGUCUUAGAAGUGGGCAGCCAGGUUCAAAAAGUCAAAGUGGGUGAUUGGGUCAUUCCUAGAGACGCUGGUCUAGGCACAUGGCAGACUGCUGCUGUUUUCAGUGAGAAUGAUUUGGUGACAGUGCCCAGUGAUAUCUCCCUUCUUUCAGCAGCCACUCUAGGAGUCAACCCUUGCACUGCAUUUCGAAUGCUCUCUGAUUUUGAAAGUCUAUUGCCUGGAGACACAGUGAUCCAGAAUGCAGCUAACAGUGGAGUUGGACAGGCUGUAAUUCAGAUAGCAGCAGCAAAGGAUGUCCAUACAAUCAAUGUAGUCAGGGACAGACCGGACUUUCAACAGCUGACUGACAGACUAAAAGCUUUGGGAGCAACUUGCGUGAUUAAAGAGGAGAUGCUGAGAAAGCCGGAAAUUAAGGACAUCUUUAAGGUUUUUCCUCGACCUAAACUUGCACUAAAUGGUGUGGGAGGCAAAAGUGCCACAGAGCUUCUUCGUCAUUUACAGACUGGGGGUACCAUGGUGACAUAUGGGGGGAUGGCCAAGCAGCCAGUUACUGUGCCUGUGAGUGCACUCAUCUUUAAGGACAUUAAAGUACAAGGAUUUUGGGUCACUCAGUGGAAGAGAGACAAUAAGCAUGAUGAUGCGCCAUUGCAUUUCAUGUUGGAAGAGAUAUGUUCCCUGAUCCGUGCUGGAAAGCUGUCGGCCCCAUCCUGCACUGAAGUGGGCAUAAAGGACUUCCACAAAGCACUGAACAAUGCCACGACGCCUUACAUCUCAUCUAAACAAAUUCUGGUCAUGUAAAUCACAUAAAUUCAUUAUGAUACAAUAGUAAUUAACAAAUAAUUAUUGUUUAAGAAAUCACUGUUUAAUUUUUGUUUAAUUAUUACCAAACCAAUGUGUACAAAUAUCGUUUCUAAAAUAAAAAUUCAGUAAAUGCUGUC